AUGACCGAAGACAUCGCUGAACAGCUAUCCUCUGUCGCACGGGGCACAGAUCCAGCUCCCAGAGUCGAUACGCAGCCUGAAAACCAACCUGUCUACCGCCCGCCCUUUGUACUUGCCCUCCUUUUCACCCCAUUCAAUCUCAUAUACAGACUGCUUUAUGGCUCCUACCGGUUAUUCGGGACUUUGUUCCCAUUUCUUCCACGGCUCUUCAAUGCAACUUCCAACCCGGCCCUCCAAGGUGCUCGACGGAAUACCACCGGCCGUCGAUCAUUAGGCCCACAGGACACGGCCGCUCGAUUCAUCCGCGAGUUUGAGGAGGAACAUGGAUCACACUCGAUUCCUUUCUUGGAAAACGGUUACAACAUGUCACUGGAGAAGGCGCACCGCGACCUGAAGUUUCUACUGGUUGUGCUGAUUUCCCCCGAGCACGACGACACAAGCGGGUGGGUGCGGGACACUCUUCUCGCACCAGAGGUGCUGGAGGUCAUCAACGACCCGCGAAAUAAUAUUCUAGUAUGGGGUGGCAACGUCCAGGAUUCCGAAGCCUACCAGGUGGCCAACUCUCUGCGAGUCACCAAGUUUCCAUUCGUGGCAGUGGUUGUCCACACCCCCAAUGUCUCCUCCAAUGCCAUGUCCGUAGUCGGACGAAUCACAGGGCCCGUCUCGCCGACCGAGUUCGCAACAAAGCUGCGCACGGCUCGGUCUCUUGCGAUCGACCGGGAGCGGGCCCGUCAGCGCCGAGAAGCCGAAGCCGCGCGCUUGCAGGAAGAGCAGGCAGCAGCGGAACGCCAAGCAGCUGAGGAAAAGCGGCGACGGGACCUUACUCAAUGGAGACAAUGGCGGGCGCAAUCCCUCAGCCGGGAGCCAGGCACCGACGUUAAAGAUGCAGUUCGCAUUAGCGUACGACUUCCCUCGGGCGAGCGUAUCAUGCGUCGCUUCGCCCCCGAUGCUGAUCUAGAAGAGCUCUAUGCUGUGGUUGAAUGUCACGAGAUGUUAGAAGAUGCUGGUCGAGCUAUGGGUAUUUCCCAACCCGAAGGGUUCGUGCACCAGUAUGCUUUUCGACUGGUAUCGCCCAUGCCCCGAGCUGUGUUCCCUGUGGAGGAUGGUGGUUCAAUCCGUGAUAAGAUUGGCCGUGGCGGGAACCUACUGGUGGAGCCUAUUGGAGAUGACGAGGAUGAGGACGAGGAAGGGGACGCCUUAUCUUCAUAA
Penicillium chermesinum is the source of this 1209-nucleotide messenger RNA. Its product is annotated as clathrin-mediated endocytosis regulator UBX3. NCBI's taxonomy places the organism in Eukaryota, Fungi, Ascomycota, Eurotiomycetes, Eurotiales, Aspergillaceae. The transcript is spliced from 2 exons. The record is from RefSeq and is a predicted model, not a curated record. Bases 1 to 1209 code for a protein of 402 amino acids. Gene Ontology annotation, molecular function: ubiquitin binding. Gene Ontology annotation, cellular component: endoplasmic reticulum.